AUGUCGUCUAAUGAUAUUGUUGACCACAUAAUCGCCACCAACAUUGACCCCUCGACCCUCGUAAAGAUUGAGAAGCAAAUUGCGGUCCCGCUUCGUCAACUCAUCUCUCCGAGGGAAAACCGUCGACGCAGGUGCAUCCCGAGACCGCAAAACAAUUUCGUGCUGUACAGAAGAAAUUUUCAUGCGGUCAUCACGAGGGAGAGGGGACACGCGGUGGCGAAAAAUUUCAAGCUCAUCUCAAAUGAGGCGGCCAAGAAUUGGUCGGAGGAGAGUAACGAGGUGAAACAGCUGUACGAGUUGAUAGCCGAUUGCGCAAAGAAAGUCCACGAUUGUACAUACCCGCAGUACGUCUAUCAACCCAAGCAUAAAUCUUCGAAAAAAGGAAACAACACCAUAUUUCGUGAGGUGACCAUGGACACCUGCAAGCAAAAGACGAAAUCCGACCGCGGCUCCUCGAGAAAUGAAAAAUCGCCAUCACACUUGAAAUCAUCCACGCCGUCCAUCAAAUCCCUGGCAGCAUCAAUGACCUCAACCAUGACGACCCUAUCAAUGGACCCCACACCACCAAAUUCCUCGAUAUCUUCCAUAUCGUCACACUUAAAGUCAUCUCCGCACGCCGAACUUCAUAUGUCAUCUGUCUCGCUCGUCAAGGAUGAAUCAAAGGAAUGGCGCUGGGCGCAUUGUCAAUCAGAAUCGUUCAGACAGACGCCUCCGGACUCAUACCAGCAACCCCUUCCACCACCUCCAUCCCAACCACCCAAUUCGAUGCAAGGUGUCGAGAAGAUUCCCGCGCAACAACCUUCGAUGUCAACGAAGCUUCUCCCACCAAUCGACAUUCCAAUUUCCACGAAUUUCAUGGAAGGCUAUGACAAAAAUGUUUGGAGUUUGGUCAACGGAUACACCAAUUUGUAA
Molecule: messenger RNA, 912 nt
Organism: Acaulospora colombiana
Lineage: Eukaryota; Fungi; Glomeromycota; Glomeromycetes; Diversisporales; Acaulosporaceae
Source: the annotation of a GenBank genome assembly